AUGUUCCGCCUCCCAUGGUGUAACGAGUCGCCUGGCGACAAGAUCAUGGAGAAGUCGACGCUCCACAAGUCAAGACCGCUGCCGGUCGACAUGCCACACUUCAUGAACAACAUGAAUAAGAUCAAGCGGAAACGGACUGACAGUCCUGAGCCAGUAGCCAAGAAGUGGAAGGGCGCGCAUGGUGAGGUGAGACCGUCGACGGUCAACGCAAAUGCCAAUGCAAACGCGAAAGCUGCGACCGACAAUGGACGUCUUGCGGACGCACCCAGGCCUGCUGCUGAUGUUUUGGAUGCCCGACCCAAGGCACAGCCGAGGAAAGAAGGCGCAAGCAAGAGCAAGACCGCGAAACCUCAGCAACCGACUGCCAAACCUGACUCUAUCAACACGCCAUCGACCACCAUGGACUCCGGACUGACCCCUGUGCAACAAGCCAUCGAGGCGCAAAUCAACUACGAGAUUCUGCUCAAGCACAACGAACUUCGUUUGAUUGAACAGGAGCUCGCCAAGUGUCAGGUGUCUCUCGAGCAGCUGAGGCGUUGUUCGCUCAUCCCGUUCCCUGGUACCGAAGGCCUCAGCGAGGAUGUCAGUCUCGGAGUUGGUGCUUCGUUGCAACCCAGCUCUGGCAUGACAGAACCUCAGUAUGCUGCUCCCUGGGGAGUCACCGAUGGCCCGUACACUCGCCACUACGCAAAAUGGUUGAUCUCGGACGCCAAGUUUGACCCCGUAUCUGAACGCGCAUUCGCUCAGCAAGCUCAAGGGUACUUUGGCACUGGUGAAGGCAGGACGACGCGCGGCAGCUUUGCUGACUAUGGGUCUCACAGAGGCCGCACGUCGCGAACUUCGACUGGAAUGUUGAAGCUCACGCCCCUUGGUGAAACUCCAGCACCAGCGCCCAAGGUCGACCCGUUGUUGCACAAGCGAUCGACGGACGGUCAAUGGGUGCGCCUGUACUGCGCUCCGUGUGGCCACAGCAACUUCUCCAACACUCAGGGUUUCCUCAAUCACUGCCGGAUCAAGCACACGCAGGUCUUCAAGAGCCACGACGCUGCAGCCAUCGCAUGUGGUGUUCCUGUGGAUGUUGACAAUGUUGGUACUCCUGUUGCCGCUGCCGCUGCCGAACCUGCGAGCGCUCCAGUUGCGCCUCCAGCCGUGUCAUUCCCUGUUGUUGCCACUCCCGGCAUCGUCCACCCCCUAGCAUCACAAUCUGCGCCCGUCCCGCAAGCCCGGGAGGUACACCGUGAUCAGAACGCUUCCCCACGUGACGAUUCCAAGGUUACCACCCCGGCUAAUUUUGCCAAGUCAUCAUCGACGCCCUACCUUGCUGCCCGAUUCGCCAACAGCGGCGCCCAAGGCGACUUCAAGGAGCUUGUCGAGACUGCCCGCGCAAAGGUCGACCUGGACGCCAUGGAUGCCUCGGAUGACGACAGCCCGGCCCCGACCCCCGUGUCAGCAGUGCCGCCGCAUCUAGCGCGCCUCCCUGCCAGCGGACCCGCAAGCAAAGCCCCAUCAGCACGACCAGGCAGCAAGAAGGGCAGCAAUUCCAGUCACGCGCGCCUGCCGUUGUCGUUCCCGUCUCCCACCAAGUCUGAAGGCGAUCAUCACAUGCCAAGCUCACCGGUAGAUCUCAGCCCUCACACGGUCGAGUCGAACCCUGGGCUUGUCAGCGAUCACGACGACGACGAUGAUGAAGACGCUGACGAUGCACAUAGCCAGCCUGAUCUUUCCAUCGGCGGCGACGACGUCCUGGUCGAGGAUGCGAGUGACGUCGAGGGUGUGCAGGAACGCAGGGGUUCACGACCAGCACUCCAUGGAUGCUUCGAAAAGGGAGAGGGAAGCCGGAAGCACUGA
Messenger RNA from Alternaria infectoria, 1848 nucleotides. RefSeq lists its product as uncharacterized. Lineage: Eukaryota; Fungi; Ascomycota; Dothideomycetes; Pleosporales; Pleosporaceae. The record is from RefSeq and is a predicted model, not a curated record. Bases 1 to 1848 code for a protein of 615 amino acids. The transcript has a single exon.